Messenger RNA from Capronia coronata CBS 617.96, 786 nucleotides. RefSeq lists its product as uncharacterized. The coding region runs from base 1 to 786 and encodes 261 amino acids. Lineage: Eukaryota; Fungi; Ascomycota; Eurotiomycetes; Chaetothyriales; Herpotrichiellaceae. The record is from RefSeq and is a predicted model, not a curated record. The transcript has a single exon.
AUGGACUCUGACUUCCUCCGUAGCCUCUCUCAGUUCGAUGACGGCCUUCCUGAUCUGAAUGAUCCCCAGUCUAACAUGUCGAAUUGGAAUUCGCUCGCAGGCAUGUUCUCCUUUCCAACACUGUCUCCACUCGACACAGCUCGGACCAAUACUCACACAAGGCUGGACGCCCCUGGCGACACUCCUGACUCACUUGUCCGUUUCCUCUGUGAGCAGGACGACCAUGCGAGCCCAAGCGAGGAUCCUACUAGCGCCCAACCCAGCCCUCCUUGGAUGCCCGCUGCCACUCAGCUCACCAUAGGCCCUGAAGGCCCGCAUCAUGUUGAUACACCCACAACAAAGCUCCUGAUGCAAGCAAUCGACGAGGCGCCGAAUCCUGGUGGGGAUCAAUCACCCAGGAUCCGCUCGAUCAACGAUAUCGAAGGGUUCAGUGCGCAGUACUUCGGACUCUCCGGGGAGAGCGACCCAUAUCUCCUGAAGCACAUCAAAUACGACGGGAACCAUGAAAGAAGGUACUUCAAGGUCCACUUCCGGAAGGCGGCCGAUGCUCGAGAGCCACCUCAACUGGAUCGAAGGGGCGAUGAGCGAGCGGCCGGGACCCCCGCCGAGCAGCCGGCGGAAGCCUUUGGCGAGGUUCCUGUACAAUUCAUGAUGACAGCUGAGGAGCUCACACAGGAAGAAGGCAAGGACACCGCCUUUCGCCCUGAUGUUUCGCAAGAGGCGCUCCGGAAGGAACUGGACGCCCUUGUUGGUCCGGAGAAUGGAAUACGACUGAUAAACCUGUAA